This is a messenger RNA of Lactuca sativa (garden lettuce), 1753 nucleotides long. RefSeq names its product Galactose oxidase/kelch repeat superfamily protein. NCBI's taxonomy places the organism in Eukaryota, Viridiplantae, Streptophyta, Magnoliopsida, Asterales, Asteraceae. The record is from RefSeq and is a predicted model, not a curated record. Gene Ontology annotation, molecular function: protein binding.
AAGUAUUAUCCAUCGUAGAAAAUACUAUUAAGCAGCGUGAGUUGUCAUCAUCACCGACGCUUCUUCCGUUCUUCGGCUAAUAUCAGCGUACCUGCUUUUUCUUUUUUUAAUCGGCAACACGCACACUCCCACAAAACCCUUGCCGGUGUUCUGUCUGCCCAAUCAAUCUACCCAUCUCUUCUACUCUCCAAUUGCUCGAUUCACCGCCAUAUCUAUACCAAUAUUCUAAAAAUCUGCAUUGAUUCCCAACAAGAUAUGUGCGUUGUCAAUCGCCGCAGAAUCAGCAAGUGAUUGAUAGAGAUGCCUAGGCUAGCUGCCGGAAAGCAAAGGAAAUCGGCCAAGAUCCUCUUCAUAUGCGUUGGCCUUCUGGGAGCAGCCCUUAUCGCAGAUCUACUCUGGGCGUCUUCUACAUCUUCCUCUGCACGAUCUUUCACUUACAAACCCGCUUUUGAUUGGCCCCCGCCUAAAACAUCUUCCGACUCCUUUCCCCUCCCUGUUUCUUCCAAUCACUCUGCCAAGGUUGUAGCAGAUAAAGAUAAAAAAGAUGAAUUUCAUGGAAGAAUUCUAUCUAAAACUUUUGCUGAUUUACCUGGACCAGAACUAAAAUGGGAGAAGAUGUCAGAGGCACCAGUCCCCCGUCUUGAUGGAGCAGCAAUACAGAUCAAUGAUGAACUCUUUGUUUUUGCAGGAUAUGGAACUAUUGAUCUUGUGCAUUCUCAUGUUGAUAUAUACAAUUUCACAAGCAACAGAUGGGGAGGAAGAUUUGAUAUGCCAAAAGAAAUGGCACAUUCACAUCUGGGAAUGGUGACAGAUGGAAGAUACAUAUACAUAGUGACUGGACAAUAUGGCCCACAAUGUAGAGGGCCCACAGCACAUACAUUUGUCCUUGACACCAAGACUAAAAAAUGGGAAGACAUGCCACCUUUACCUGUCCCUAGGUAUGCUCCUGCAACUCAGCUUUGGAGAGGAAGACUCCAUGUGAUGGGUGGUAGCAAAGAAGAUAGAUAUACACCAGGUGUAGAUCAUUGGAGCAUUGCUGUGAAAGAUGGAAAAGUUUUGGAGAAAGAAUGGAGAAUUGAAAUGCCUAUACCUCGUGGGGGCCCACAUAGGGCUUGUAUUGUGGUUGAUGACAGGUUGUAUACCAUUGGUGGUCAAGAAGGCGACUUUAUGGCUAAACCAAAUUCGCCUAUAUUCAAAUGUUCUAGAAGGAAUGAGGUUGUGUAUAGUGAUGUGUACAUGUUGGAUGAUGAGAUGAAGUGGAAAGUUUUGCCUCCAAUGCCAAAGCCUGAUUCCCAUAUAGAGUUUGCUUGGGCAGUUGUUAACAAUUCCAUUGUUAUUGCUGGUGGCACUACAGACAAACACCCUGUAACCAAGAAAAUGAUCCUCAAUAAUGAAAUCUUUCAGUUUCAGUUGGAUACAUUGAAAUGGUCAGUGGUUGGGAAGCUUCCUUUUCGUGUGAAAACAACACUGGUGGGAUUUUGGGAUGGAUGGUUGUAUUUUACAUCAGGACAAAGAGAUAGAGGAGUGGAUGAUCCUACACCCAAAAAGGUCAUUGGAGAGAUGUGGAGAACAAAACUCAGAUUGUUAUGACAUUUUUAUUUCAUUCUUUCAGGUUAGUAUUAAAUUAUGAAUGUGAAUGUGCAUCUACAAUUCUACUUACAUUAUGUAUACAAGUUAUAGCCCUUUUUCUUGUGUUUGUAGUUUAAAUUUUGUCUAAUUUGUUACUUAUACGAAACUCCUCUUUUUAAGAUAA